UGAUCAGUCGGUCACCUCAGUGUUCACUGCCCCCUGCUAAGUGGCUAAUGACCGUGGCGUAUAAUCCUCUCUCAAAACAACUACACAGAUGCUAAUAGCGCCCUGACUAUAAAUGCGCAUGACUUCUGGUCUUUCUCCUUUACCACAAGCUGACACACAGCCCUUACAUCUGCUUACCGACAUCUUAGACAGCUUUUUAUAGUCACUGAGCCAGAGUUAAAGAGCCUGGGCUGGGUUUUUCAGAACACUAACACUUUUUCUUAAGCAGAUCAGCUCGAGAGCGGUGCAUUAACUCGUGCGCUUUAGUACAAGAUGCGCAAACUCCUGCUUUAGCGCGCAGACUUUCUUUAACUGUUUUGGAGUCGCAUGUGGAAGGAAGACUAACACACCGAGAAGAAGAAAAAGAUGUUUCCCUUGCCGAUGUUUACCGCGGAGCAGGUGGCUCGCGUGUGUGAGAACUUGGAGGAAACUGGUGACAUGGAGCGACUGGGCCGCUUUCUGUGGUCACUUCCGGCGGCGGCCCCUGGUUCUGCGGGCGAGGCGCUCCACCGGCACGAGUCGGUAAUGCGCGCGAGGGCACUGGUCGCCUUCCACGGCGGUGAUUUCGAGGCGCUUUACCGCAUCCUGCAAAGCCACAGGUUCACGCGCGAGUCCCACGCCAAGCUGCAGGACCUGUGGCUGCACGCGCAUUACCGGGAGGCGGAGCGCAUGCGCGGCAGGCCGCUGGGCCCUGUGGAGAAGUACCGCAUCCGCAAGAAGUUCCCUCUUCCACGCACGAUCUGGGACGGCGAGCAGAAAACGCACUGUUUCAAGGAAAGGACAAGGAGUUUGCUUAGAGAAUGGUACCUACAAGACCCUUAUCCGAACCCGUCUCGCAAGCGGCACCUGGCCCAGGCUACAGGACUCACACCUACACAAGUUGGAAACUGGUUCAAGAACAGACGCCAAAGAGACAGAGCAGCGUCAGCCAAAAACAGACUACAGCAAGACCCUGCUCUUCUCCCCUCUGGCAGUUCUCCAACAGAUCACAAUCGCAGUCCGGAGAACAGCGAUUGCAGCUUGGGUUCAGGACCUCAGGACACCAGAGCCUCUACACCUGACAUAUCGGUCAGCAGCGACAGUGAGUUUGAACCCUGAGCCUUGGUUUGGACCCAUAACCAAAACCAACAAACUCACACAGACUCCUACUAAGACACACAAGCUUGCAGAGAUACGCAGACAUGUAAAGCGUGAUGUAAAGACAGGCUUCGAACGCCACUGAGACUCCCUCACUCUGUCUGGAAGACAUGUCUGGAGUAUGAAUUGGAGUAAAUAUACAGAGAAAAUCUGAAGAGCAUGUGGACUGGAUCUGAGACUGUAAAAAGGGCACUUAAAAUUUGAUUGGUGUUGCCAAAAACAAACCUUUUUCCACAUUUUCAUAACACCUGGCACAAAGUUCCCUGAAAAUGUAUAGCUGGGAUUGCCAGGAAGAUAUCGGAACACUGAGGCAGGCAAUGCCAAAGCUGUUAUUUCUAUCAUGUAAAAUGAAUAAAAAUAAAUAAAUAAUUCCAUCUGUUAUUUCAAAUGGUGAAAAUA
Messenger RNA from Hemibagrus wyckioides, 1575 nucleotides. It is a transcript of the gene six7, whose product is annotated as SIX homeobox 7. The transcript has 3 exons. Lineage: Eukaryota; Metazoa; Chordata; Actinopteri; Siluriformes; Bagridae. The record is from RefSeq and is a predicted model, not a curated record. Gene Ontology annotation, biological process: regulation of transcription by RNA polymerase II; eye development. Gene Ontology annotation, cellular component: transcription regulator complex; nucleus. The coding region runs from base 406 to 1137 and encodes 243 amino acids. Gene Ontology annotation, molecular function: RNA polymerase II cis-regulatory region sequence-specific DNA binding; DNA-binding transcription factor activity, RNA polymerase II-specific.